CCGGUCUUUUGUUAUUGCUCUUCUCAAACCCAGGAUUAUCAGGGAACUUUAUAUCAGGAUUGGCAUUUGAUUCUACUUUGUGCAAGGGAGUUGAAUAGAAAUCGCCGGAGAUGGACGUUGUCGCCUCGGUCUCCGGAUACAUAUCCAAGAUGGUGUCCGCAGGCGACUCAUCAACGCCCGGUUCCUCUGCUGCUAAAAUGAAGAUAUUAUUGCUUGAUAGUGAGACCGUACACAUUGUAUCCAGCGCCACGACCCAAUCCGCCCUCCUUAACAAUGAAGUCUAUUUGAUCGAUCGCCUUGACAAUCAGUCGCGGGAGAAGAUGCGACAUCUCAAAUGCUUAUGCUUUGUCAGACCGUCUCCGGACUCGAUCCAGUAUCUUAUUGAUGAAUUGCGAGAGCCAAAGUACAGCGAGUACUAUAUCUACUUCAGCAACAUCGUUCGCAAGUCCUCUCUCGAAAGACUUGCGGAGGCAGACGACCACGAGGUUGUAAAAGCGGUCCAAGAAUAUUUUGCAGAUUUUUUGGUGAUCAACCCGGAUCUCUGCUCUUUGAAUAUCGGCUUCCCGAAGCAGAGGAUAUGGAGCCAUACCCCUGACAUGUGGAAUUCAGAUGCGCUGCAAAGAACAACAGAGGGCGUGAUCGCGCUAUUGUUGUCGCUUAAGCUGAAGCCUCUGCUUCGAUAUGAGAAGAAUAGCUUAAUUGCCAAAAAGCUUGCUACAGAAAUUCGAUACCAGCUCACCCAGGAAGAGCAACUCUUUAAUUUCAGAAAGUCCGACACACCUCCAAUCCUACUUGUAUUAGAUCGCAGAGACGACCCCAUCACACCUCUUUUGAACCAAUGGACAUAUCAAGCGAUGGUACAUGAACUGCUCGGUAUUAAUAACGGGAGGGUCGACUUAAGCGAGGUCCCAGAUAUUCGUCCAGAACUCAAGGAAAUUGUUGUGUCUCAAGACCAAGACCCAUUUUUCAAGAAGAAUAUGUACCUAAACUUUGGUGACCUUGGUGGAAGCAUCAAAGAUUAUGUUGAGCAAUAUCAGUCGAAAACGAAAAACAAUAUGAGUAUUGAGUCUAUUGCCGACAUGAAGCGCUUCGUCGAAGAAUACCCGGAAUUCCGGAAGUUGUCUGGGAAUGUUAGCAAGCAUGUCACACUUGUUGGAGAGCUGAGCAGGAAAGUCGGAGAACAUAAUCUGCUUGAUGUCAGCGAAUUGGAACAAAGUCUUGCAUGCAAUGAUAAUCAUUCCAAUGAUCUCAAGGCUCUCCAAAGACUCAUCCAAUCUCCGUCAGUUACAGUAGAUAAUAAGCUGCGUUUAGUCGCCCUCUAUGCCAUCCGAUAUGAGAAGCAGCCAUCGAAUGCUUUACCGGUACUCAUUGAUCUGCUCACUGCCGCCGGAGACGUCCCUCCUCACAGGAUCAAUAUUAUUCCAAAACUUCUAGCAUAUCACCACUCGCUUCAAGCUCCUCCGGUUGCGGGAGGAUUUUCAGAUCUAUUCGAAUCCGCUUCCUUCUUGACUGGGGCUCGUGAUCGCUUCAAGGGCCUGAAAGGCGUCGAGAAUGUAUAUACGCAGCAUUCUCCGCGGUUGGAAGCCACUCUACAAAACCUCAUUAAAGGACGGCUGAAAGAGCUGCAGUAUCCCUUCCUUGAAGGUGGCGGCCACACUCGGGACAAGCCACAGGACAUUGUCAUCUUCAUGGUCGGUGGAACAACCUAUGAAGAGGCCAAGAUGGUAGCCCAAGUGAAUGCGAGCACACCCGGUGUUCGAGUCGUCCUCGCCGGGACAUGCAUUCACAACAGUACGACAUUCUUAGAAGAGGUUGACGAUGCCGUAGGGAAUUGGCCGGAGCCGGCUCCUGCCACGGCAGCGGGGAGGUUACGAAGAGAAGUGAACCGAUAGUUACCCUCAAGCUAAGGUUGCCAAUGGGCUUUUUAGGCUAUUAGGAUUUCUCGGUGCAUGCAUGCGUUACUUUUUCCAGGGAGUUUUAUGUCAAUAUUUGUA
Coccidioides posadasii C735 delta SOWgp is the source of this 1994-nucleotide messenger RNA. It is a transcript of the gene VPS45, whose product is annotated as vacuolar protein sorting-associated protein 45. Gene Ontology annotation, biological process: vesicle-mediated transport; intracellular protein transport. Gene Ontology annotation, cellular component: Golgi membrane. The record is from RefSeq and is a predicted model, not a curated record. Lineage: Eukaryota; Fungi; Ascomycota; Eurotiomycetes; Onygenales; Onygenaceae.